UAGGCCAAUAGCCAUGCUUGAACGGUUCGCUACCCAGGAAAUAUGUGAUUAUAGAAUGCAACAACUUGAUCUCCGUUUCGAUCUACUGUUUCACACACGUAAGCGGCACUGACUGGAAAACAUCGAUUUCUUGAUCUAUCUCCCUGCUAAAAGCUUCGAAUCCACAUCAUCAUGGCUCAAGAACAACAAAAAGUAUCCGAACAAAUGAAGCAGAAGGAAUCACCAGUUUGUGGAGGCUGGACCGAGACGAGCCUUGUGAGUGGUCUUCCAGCUGAAGAAGUGAAGAAACUUCAAGGGCUUCUUGAUCAGGUACGAGAACCAGCUCAGGUCCAAGCGAAGAGGACCUUCGCAGCCCUGGAACCCUUGGAGUUCGCUACCCAGGUCGUCGCUGGUCUCAACUAUCGCAUCAAGGCCCAUCUUGGAGACGGAUGCCAUGCUCUCUUUGUGAUCUAUAAGCCUAUCUCCGGCGAGACAGUCACUUUAUCCAGCUUCGUAGAGGAGAAGACGACACAGGCACCGACCAAAUAGAAUGGAAUACGUGUCUAUCAGACCAGAUCCAAAGUCUCCAAUCUUUAAUGGACCUUAACAAUUUAAAACCCUAUGCUGGAUGUGAUACAAAAUUGGAACCUUUCUCUCUGUUCCCCCUUCAUAGCUGCCCCCUGCCCUCACCCCAACCCUCAUCCCCACUAUUUGAGCGUGGUUUUUGUGUAUCAUAGAACAAUCAUGGAUAAUAAUUGAUGCUGAGGAAACCCCUUGGGCUUUAAACCUGCGUCGGGUUGGUUUGAUUUUGACCAUUUUGUUUUACUUUGUCUUUUUUUUUUUUAAUUCUCAGUCGAUGUUACAAAGCGUUAUGGGAGAAAUCACUCUUUGGCGUAAUCAGCAUUUGCAAUCAGGCAUGUAAAUCAUGUACGAAUGAUUUUUCCCCCAAUGCCCAGAGUGAUAAUAACUUAAUGGAAAUGUUUAUAAAGGCGAUUUUAAUGUAUUUGUGUUUUGUAUAUGCUUCCAUACCAACAAGGCAAUCAUCAUGCAUGUCACAAUUUGUGUAAUCGCAUAAUUUGAUGAAUGUUUGUACCGCUGAUGGCAUGUAGGCCUAACCCCACUAAAAAGAAAUGUGAAUAUAAUCCUCAAAAUGGGUCAUUUCGUGUUAUUGGACAUUAGGGAAAACAAUAAUGAUCUCUUGACAUCUGUGAAACAUGACUGAUAAAAAAAAAUUACGAAAAUAUCAUGUGGUCUUUUCAUAGCGACCACGAAAAUGAACGUUGUUCAUUUUUUAUUAUGCAGUGAUUUUCCACUUUUAAUAAAUUAAAACAUAAAACGAGUAUACAGAGUAUUUUGUCAUGUGGGACUCAUCUCACGUAAUCGCCUAAAUUCUAGUUGCCAAUAUAACUACUUUACAGUCUUGGCUAAAAUUCAUUGUUUGAUUUUCACAUUCACUUUAGCUGUAUCCCUUUCCCUACAUAAAUGAUGAAUGUAAUUUGAAUUUGGACUUUUAUUUUGUGUAUUGCACAAUCUGUUCAACACCAGUGGAAGUAUAUAAUUGGAAUAAUCUAAUGGACAAUAAAAAAGUAAAUUUGAAUCCUGAAGCUUAAAA
Molecule: messenger RNA, 1591 nt
Organism: Strongylocentrotus purpuratus (purple sea urchin)
Lineage: Eukaryota; Metazoa; Echinodermata; Echinoidea; Camarodonta; Strongylocentrotidae
Product: cystatin-B
Exons: 3
Coding region: 172-528 (118 amino acids)
Cellular component (GO): cytosol
Molecular function (GO): cysteine-type endopeptidase inhibitor activity
Source: RefSeq, a predicted model, not a curated record